Molecule: messenger RNA, 2350 nt
Organism: Pneumocystis murina B123
Lineage: Eukaryota; Fungi; Ascomycota; Pneumocystomycetes; Pneumocystales; Pneumocystaceae
Exons: 5
Coding region: 95-2350 (751 amino acids)
Cellular component (GO): cytoplasm
Molecular function (GO): ATPase inhibitor activity; protein-folding chaperone binding
Source: RefSeq, a predicted model, not a curated record
AGCCUUUAUUAGAUAUAAAACAUAAGAUAAACGAAAAUAAAUAUUGAGGAUGACUUAUAUAAACAUAUACGUAUUUAUUAAGGCCUAAUAAGUUAUGCUUAGUUGGCUUUUUCCGAAAAAAAUAGACUCAUUUUUGACUGAAAACAUAAACAAUGAUACAUUUCAAUUACUUCAUCCAUUUCCGAAUUGUUUUGGUAUAGAAAAGUUAAAGAGCGACGAUAUUCGGGUUAUUAUAGCUCAAAAUAUUGAUAAUAAAGCGAAAACGAUUCUUUUUGAUUCAGAAAAGAUAUGUGAGAAAGAAAUAGGCUGUUCUCAAUAUAUAAAAGCAUGUAGAAAUGAAGAGGGAAUAAAAAAAAAUUAUUCAAAUGUUUUAUUAUCUGAUUUAAAUAGAAAUACAUAUUUUAAACAGACUAUAUCUACUGAAAUGAUAUCCGAUUUGAUGUUUGGUACAGUGCCUAUGACGUAUCAAGGCACUAUUACAAAACUUCAUCCACUUUUUUCAUCUGGAACGUUUUUUCAUUCAUUUCUUUUGACUAAGUUGUUUACGAUUGAAUCUGAUGCAUCAUUUUCAACAUCUAAUUCUAAUAAUUUUUCUGCUUCUGACCGAUAUAAUGAUUCAUUAACUGAUUUAUCAUUAAAAGAUUCUUUAUUGCCUAAUAUGACGUCUUUUGAAGAACAUAAAAAAAAUGUUUUAUUGCGGAAGGAAUCCGAAUCGCUAUUUACAUUAUCAAGAUUAGGAUCUUGGGAAUCUUCUAAGUCAAUAAUAGAUCAAUCAAAAAAAUAUCCAUUUUUGACAAAUAUUCCUAAAAUGACUGGGAUGUCUCGUGAAUCAUUUAAAAAAUCUAAGCCCUAUGUUUAUGCAAUAGGCAUUAUCAUUACUUUAAAUAUAAAUAGUGGGGAUUUUCAAGAUGGAUACCAAAUUAUUAACCAAUAUUGGAGUAUUUUAAAUAAUGCUGCUAAUGCCUUACAGCGGUCAGUUUUUUCUGUGAUUUCGAAAAGUUUAGAAAACGUCAAUUGCGUAUUUUAUAAGGAUUGUGAAACUUUAGAAAUAAGUCGUAUUGCCUCUGAUACAAAUAGGAGAAAUUUUAUGAUGAACAGCAUAUCAUUAUAUAAUGAUACUAUUAUUUGUGCAGUUUUAAAGUUUAAAGAAAGAAUACUUACUGCUAUUUCUGCACCUUUAGUAAUUCAUAUUCCAAAAAGAACUGAACAAAAAUUUAAAGAAGAAUUUAAAGCUUUGUUUAGAGAAUUAGACAACAAACCAUGUAAAUUCUUUUUUUCUGUUUUACUUACUGCAAUACUUUCAAGUCAUAUGGAAAUUACUUCUGAUUUUUUAUCUAGAGACUUAACUGAAAUAUUAUCAGAAAAAAAAUUGGAAAAUAUUGUUAUUAUUAGCAAAAAUUCUUCUCUUGCUAGACGUAUUAUAUAUGUAUUAUCUGGGCUUAUUUUUCAUGAUUUACGUAAUAUUCAAAUAAUCGAUUAUUUAUGGCCAUCUGAAGGGCUUUUAUGUCUUUCUCGAAAUCAUUUACGUCCAUGUAGAUCAAAAGAGUCUUUACCUAAGCAGAUUUUUGGGUGGGAUAUACCAUAUUGUUGUCCCCUUUCUAAAGUGCAAACUUAUUCUAUGUCUGCUUCAUCAAUUGAUAGCAAAAUGUCUUCCGCUUCUACAUCAGACUAUGCAAUUCGUCAGUCUAAUGGUCUAUAUGGAUCUAGACUUGGUAGUUGGUUUAGUAGUUUUUUGACUCAAAAGAAUCAUGAAACUAUUGUAGCCAAUAAUUCAAAUCUAAAUGAGGAUAGUGAUUUACAAUCUCAUAUGAGUGGAUCAUUUCAUGACCAAUGUUCAAGUCUUACUUCAGAUGAUGAGGAUAUGAUUAAAUCUUUAACAAAAGUUUCUGCUAAAUUAAAUGACAAAGGAAUUAUAGAAAUUGAUCCUUUAAAUACUGUUACUGAAUUUGAAAAUUCAUCCCAAGUUAUCGAUUUGAAUUUUCAUUCCACGCCAUAUAUUACAGGAUAUUUAGAUUCUAUUCAUUUCGAUUUUAUUCUUCAGGCAUGUCCUCCAUCUAUAAAUCUUGAGUUGCAAAUUCAAAAUCAACUGAAGCAAAGAAGUAUAGAUAUACGUGAUUCACUUCACGAAUUUAAGCCAUCUGAAGAUAUUGUUUCUAUUCUUGUUGCUGAUUUAUCAAAUUGUGCAAUUAAAAAGUUUACACUCCAAAGAUCUCAUACGGAUUCUUUAUCUUCAAACAUUGAUGAAAACAUCCAGCAAAUGCAUAAUGAGCAUCGUAUAUUCAAUGAAACAUUAACUUGUAUAGAUAGUAGUUUAAUUGAAAAUAUAUAUAAUUAUAUCUUGGUUAAUUAA